AUGUCCGCCUCAGGGGUCCACCCUAUCGCCAGCGCGGCGAUUGAUGACUGCGAGGCCGAGCUAGACGUCCUUUUGGGACGCGUAACGGCCAGCCGAUCCCUCCAGGACGACGGAUCUUCGCCGGCACAAUGGCGAGCCUUGGAGGUCGUCUCAGUGCACUUCCCGUCCGAGGUCUUGAACCGCCUGUCCGCGUGGCGGAAGCGCACGCUGAAAGGGACCAGCCUCGACUCUUCUGUGGACCCCCUCGCGCCCGUCGCGCACAACGCAUGCGUAGAAUGGAUCUACGUGCGCGCGGGCCGCGUCGUUGCGGAGUCGUCGCUCAAGAAGGAGGCGGGCUCCGCCCCUCCGUCGGCGACGCACACCCACGUCCGCGACUCCCUGCUCAACCACGUCAUGGCCCGCGCCGCGGACCUCCCCGCGGACAUCCGCGACCGCGGCGAGACCUCCAAGUCCCUCUCCGGCUCGCUCCUCGAGGAGUGCCAGGAGGUCCUGCGGCUCCUGUCCAAGCUGUGUUUCGAGCACGUCGUCGAGAAGUUUGUAGAAAAGCUGCGUACGUGCCUCCCCAGCGACAGCCUGAUCACGCGGUCCAAGCUCCUGAACAUCGCGGAGCUCAUGCACGCGCUCGCGCUCCCGCACGACACCGACGAGGACGUCCUCCGCACCAUCAACUACGUCGGGCGGAUGCUUCCGUUCAACUUCACGGCGCCGUUCAAGAAGAGUAAUCUGCACCACGGGCUGUGUCGUAUGCUGGACGCGCAGCUGCAGCCGCUGGUGGCGAAGAAGGUGCCGUCGAAGAUGACCGCGGCGACGCAGCAGCGCUGGUACGACCACAUGCGGCUCCUGCGCCGCGAGAUCCGCUCCUGGAUCCCGAAACACAACAAGCAUCUGGUGGACGGCAUUCCGCUCUUGGUGACGCUGUCGGGGACGUGCUCGGACCCCGCGGACUUCCUCGACGUGCGGACCUUCGUGAUCGACUGCGUCACGAAGAUGCUCAAGGACAAGGAGCGGCGGCUGUCGGGCCUGCGGUCCCUCGCGGGGACCAUCGACAUCCUAUCGACGCACUACUUUGAACGAAUCGGAGAAAAGAACUCCAGGGAGGUGCUGACUCAGGCGACGAACCUCCUGCAGAUCCACCUCGCGAAGGGCAACUUCUCCCACGACGCCAUGCAGCCGCCGCUGCUGCGCCUGUGCACGGCCGUGGUGGUGCACCUGCCGCAGGUCGGAGUGCAUCAGGUGCUGCUCGAGACGAUCCUGACGCCCAAGGCGUGGGAGACCGCGGUCGUGGGCGUGCAGGCGCUGCGGCAGGCGUGCCAGAUCGUCGCGCGCCGCCACCAGCACCUCGAGACGGAGGAGGCCGUCCUGGACGCGAUAAAGACGGGCGUCGACGUCCUGGAGGCGCACGCGGGCUCCCGCCUCUCCGACCAGCUCCGCGUGCGCCUCCGCGAGCUCCUGCGGUCCGUCAUGGAGAUGGAGCGCACCGGGCCCGUACGCACCGGCCUAUUCUCCUCCGCGUCCAAGGAGCAGCUCGAACGGCUCCAGGUCCGCGAGGUCCUGCGCGAGAUGAUCCGGUGCUUCCCCGUGAUCAACGUCCCGCGCAAGGAGGACUUCCCGCAGCUGAGUCAGUACGCAGUCUGUCAUAGGGAGGAGGGCGUGCGCGCCGACGCGCUCCAGGCGCUGCACGGUACGAUGCUCUCGCACCCGCGGCUGCGGUCCGAGGUGAUCUCCGCGGCGUGCCGCGCGGCGCUCGCGACGCUGCGGGCCGGCGGCGCGGACGCGGAGCGCGGCGUCGGGAUCGUCACGGGCCUCCUGCAGCUCUGGUCGGACGCCGCGAAGGCCGAGCAGGUGUCCGAGGCGAUGCAGCCGCUCCUGGAGGACCCCGUGAAGGGCGUGCAGAUGCUGUACUUCGACACUGCGCCCGUCGAGCACAUGUGCAUCAUCGGGCUCUGUUCGCGGCAGAUGUCCAUCCGGCGGGCGUGCUGGCCGCUGCUCGAGCGCGUGCGCGACCUGCACAUGCAGCUGUGCGAGUGGGGCGAGGAGCUCGGCGUCGACGUCGAGCCGGACGUGUACCUGGUAGACAUCAUGGAGCAGGAGGGGAACGAUUUGGUGAAGUCGAGUUACUGGAACUUCGGACCCUUCGCGGAGAUGCAGCGGCGGUACCGCGAGGUCGACGAGUGCUCGCUCGAGCAGCUCAUGUCCGGCGCGCGCAAGGACGAGCACGACCAGAUCCGGUGGUCGCUCGUGCUGGGCGGCCUGGUCAAGCGCGCCGCCGAGCUGUCGGUGCGGUCGGUGCCGAUGGCGUUCGAGACGGCGAUCAAGAUCAUCCAGGGCCUGCUCGUGACGGACUCGGCCGGCCGCGUGAACGUGUCGUCCGACACCAAGCUCUCCUGGCGCACCCUCUGCACCAUGUGCGCCGCCGCCGUCGGGUCGGCCGAGGCCGCGGGCGACGACGCGGAGGAGCCGGCGGCGUCGCGGAACGGCGGCACGCCGCGCGCGAUCUCGCGCGAGGCCACGCCCAGCGGCCUCGGCGUCGCGCCGCAGCAGAAACGCCUCCUCGACAUCCUCCUGCCAGUCCUCCGGGGGGGGUCCGAGAUGACCCAAGAGGCAGUCAUCACCUCCCUCGGGCAAAUGAACGAGGCCGGGUACCCGCACCUCUUCAAGGCGCUCGUCACCAUCCUCCAGGACCUCCCCACGGUCCCCGCGAAGCCCUCCCGCCGCGCGAAGCGCGUCGACUUGCGCCUGGCGGCACUGCAGGUGCUGCGGCUCGUUGCCGCGAACGGGCCGGUCGGGUUCCUGCAGAGCGAGCCCGAGCUGCAGCGCGGGAUCUCCGCGACCGUCGCGGACACGCUCUCGCACCUCCAGAACCCGAAUCUCGACCCCGCGGAAGUCCUUCCGCUGCGGUUCUGUGUUGCGUCCAUCAUGGAGAACGUCGCGGGGGACCUGGUCGAGGCCGGGGACCCGAACUUCACGCUCGAGAAGCGGCGCGCGGCGUUCGACGUCCUCGCCACGUGGGUCGAGGAGACGGGGCUGUUCCAGGAGAGCGCCGCGCGGUCGCUGAGCACGGCGCAGCUGUCGCGCAUCAAGGACCCCGCGGAGCGGCAGCAGAUCAUCGCGGACCUGAAGCUGCAGAACCUGCACGCGGGCCGCGCCGCGGCCGCCGCGAUGGCGUCGCUGCUGUCGGGCCCCGCGUUCGACUUGGAUGCGCGCAAGCUGCAGGGGCGCGUGUUCUCGUGGAUCGACCGGCUGUUCCAGACGGGGGAGCGCGAGAAGGAGCGCGAGAAGAGCGAGAAGCGGCGCGGCGGCGCGCGGGAGGCGGUGUGGGGCCCGUCCUGGCGCGAGGUGGGGAAGAACGGGCUGCGGAACCACCUCAGUCGAAACCCCGACAUCUUCGACGCGUGCAUCAACCACUGCUACUCCGCGGACAAGACGAUCUCGAACGGGUACUUCCAGGUCCUGAGCGAGGUCUACGCCGAGGUCGACGUGCCCGUCCAGCCGCACGUGAUGCUGUCGCUGGUGCUGUACAAGGUCGUCGACCCCGACCACGACGUGCGCGACGACGCGAUCCACGUCCUCCAGCACCUCGACCGCAAGUACUGGAACUCCACGAGCGGCGGCGGCGCCGACGAGCCGGACGGCAUGUCCACGAUCGUCAUCGGCGCCCUCCAGGACUCGUACCAGCAGUUCCAGUACCAGCUCUCGGCCAAGCUGAGCCAGGACCACCAGGAGCUCACCGAGGUGCUCAUCCUCGAGAUGAUGCAGCGCCAGCUCGACUCCGUCGACCUCGUCUCGCAGCACCAGGUGCUGGCGUGUCUCACGCCGUGGAUGGAGAACCUUGCCUUCCAGGCGCAGUGGGAGCACGGCAUGUCCGAGCGGCUGCUCAAGUCGUUCUACUGGGUCACGUGGCACCGCGGCAGCCACUUCCCCUACGAGAUCGAGCGCCUGUGGAUCGCGAUCGCCGAGAACCGUCGCAACAUCAUUCCCGUGCUCGACUUUCUCAUUUCCAAGGGCGUGGAGGACUGCAGCCAGGCCGACGUGGCGCCGAUGUCGACGUACUUCUCCGUCGCGAAGCGCAUCUCGCUCUACUUCGCCCGCGUCGCGCCACAGCAGACCAUCGACCACCUGGUGUACGAGGCCGGGCAGCUCAUCUCGGACGCGGCCGCGACGACGGUGCGGCGCGCGGAGGGCCGCGUGGUCGUCUGCAGCGACGACCCCGCGGAGCGCGAGCACCUCGAGGCGCUCGUGCGGCUCCGGACGGACGAGGGCCUUGCCGCGCGGACCGUGCUGUCGCGCGCCGAGCUCGCGCUGUGCCUGCUCAGCGAGAUCGCGUACGAGCACGACGAGGACUUCGGGAACCACCUCCCGCUCGUGCUGCACCUGGCGCUGAUAUGCAUGGACAGCGAGAACCCAACGGUCUUCCAGCACUGCCAGCACCUCACUCUAAACAUGGUGUACUCGCUCUCGGCGGCGCAGUCGGAGAAGCAGACGAUGGACGACUACGCCAAGGCCACGAAGCUCAUCAAGCACCUGCAGUCCAUCCGCGGCCGCCGCAUGUGGGCGCACCAGUCCACCCCGCUGACGGGCGACAUCACAUCCAGCGAGACCUCGCUCUCGUCGCUCGUCAACUCCAUCACGAGCGCCAUCCCGUACGUCGACGACGGCGCGGUGCCCGUGCGCUGGGCCGCCGAGGCCAUGCGCUGGGCGACGGAGGCCCGCAACCAACAACUCGCGUGCCGCUCCCUGCAGCUCUUCCGCGCCCUUAAGCCCGCCAUCUCCAUCGAGCACUGCGGCACGCUCAUGCAGUCCAUCCACCGCUGCCUCCAGUCCGGCACGCACCACGCCACCGCGGUGUGCGUAGAGGUUCUCCUCACGCUGCGCCUCACAGUGUGCUCGCUCGAGACCACCAAGCUACUGCUCUUCCCGCAAGUCUUCUGGCUCGGCCUCGAGCUCCUCAAGACGCCCUACGUCCAGAUCUACCACCAGGGACUCCUCCUCCUCCGAUCCUUCCUCAGCCAAGUCGACAUGCUCAACCCGACGGUCCAGUCGGUGCUGCUGUCCUCGCGCCCGACCGCGCGCGACGCCGAGCGCGCCGCGACGCCGCAGACCGACGCCGGCGCCGCCGACGGGCCCUCGCUCGCGCAGCUCCUCCUCCGAGGGCUGUACCUCCCGGCAACGCAGGACGACGCGUGCGACCUGAUGUCGGAGAUGGCGCCCGUGCUCGCCGCGCAGGCGCAGCAGCAGCCGAAGAAGGGCAGGUCGCGGGAGUCGCUCUUCUCCGGGUGCCGCGAGCAGCUCGCGAUCUGCUUCGUCACCAUGCUGCCGUGGGUGCACGCUGCCUACAUGCACGGCGCCGCGUCGGAGAGCGACGGCGACAAGCGCGCGGACCGCGCGCCGGACCUCGUCGGGCAGCUCACGGCGGCCGCCGCGACGGCGAACAUGCCCGCGCUGGCCUCGGUGCUCAAGCGCCUGCAGGACUCGGGGCGCUCGCUGUCGUCGGCGCCGGCCGUGAGCACGGACCGCCACGGCCUGGACGCGUUCCGGUCGGUGCGCGCGAGCCAGAGCGUGGAGUCCGUGCGGCACAUGGAGGAGAUGGCGCUGCAGGACUUGCUGCGCGACGCGUGCUGCUCGGUGAUCAACUACUGCGUCCCGGACAGCUCGGAGGCGAUGCUGCUGGCGCUGUACGCGCUGAUCAGGCGCGCGCACGACCGCGGCGUGCGGCGGUCCGCGCUCGUGGUCGUCACGCUGCUGCUCGCGGAGUCCCCGCACCUCUCGAAGCACCCCCUGACGCAGCUGUUCUACCGCGUGCCGUCGUCGGCGUGCAAGGGCGGUCCGCGCUGGGGCCCGGAGUUCAAGGGCGCCGCGCUCGCGGGGCUCGUCGAGGACGGCUCGAACCUCAUGCGCGUCCUCCUGGAGGCGCAGGGGACGGGUCUCACGGACGUGUCGCUCCCAGAAGGCGUCGACAAGGUCCCGUGGAACUCCGCGCCGCUCUCGGCGGUCGUCGCCGCCGUCGACAGCGUCGUGGAUACCUUCCCGGGCUACGUGCGCAAGGCGGCGGGGCCCGGGUUGCUGCCGUUCAUCCAAGGCAACGCCGCGUCGGAUGCAGCGGCGGCGUCCGCGGCCGGCGCGGGGUCGCUGGGCGCGGGGUCGCUCGUGCCGGACGACGUGGACGUGGACGUGGACGUGGACGCGGACGCGGACGCGGAGGCGGAGGCGGGGACGCCGCAGGCGAGCGGCGAGGGGCGGCUGGCGGGCGGCAACGAGGACGCGUCGGUGGACGGGUCGCUCGCGGACACCACGGGCGAGGAGGGGUCGCCGCGGGACUCGCUGCGGGCAGGGUCCGACGACGCGUCGUCCGACGACGGCAACUGA
Messenger RNA from Pedinophyceae sp. YPF-701, 6363 nucleotides. The record is from the annotation of a GenBank genome assembly. NCBI's taxonomy places the organism in Eukaryota, Viridiplantae, Chlorophyta, Pedinophyceae.